Molecule: messenger RNA, 1185 nt
Organism: Adineta ricciae
Lineage: Eukaryota; Metazoa; Rotifera; Eurotatoria; Adinetida; Adinetidae
Source: the annotation of a GenBank genome assembly
AUGUCAAUCACGAAAACGAAUUCGACAAAAAUCUUGAUUUUGAUUACAAUGGUGACAAACAAUCAACAUAUGUCAAUUAUUCUUCAAAGCAUCGAUACUUUCAGUCGUCGAGUACAAGUUACUGACAGUUUAUGUUGGUUUUUGAUUGUCUUGGGAGUUUUGGGUAAUUUAUUUGGUCUUCUUAUAUUCUCUUCGUCUCAACAAACAUGGCGAAUAUCGACCAUUUAUGUUUAUUUGGCAAGUUCAACUUCUAUUAUCAAUCUUUUUUGUGCAAUUCGAUAUGCACUCAUUUUACAUUCGAAAUCACGAAUAUUUAUUAAUUAUUUAGUUGGAUAUUCUUGGUAUGCGUGUAAAAUCUAUGAAAUGGCGUUUUCAUUUCGUGUUAUUUCAUCAUGGAUAACGCUUUUCUGGAUGUUCGAACGUUUAACCUGCAUUUCCGACCGAUUACGAACCUUAUUUCACCGAUGGAAUACAAGUCAAUUGAAAAUCGCUAUCCCACUUGUCAUUCUCAGUUUUAUUCUGAUCGGUACACUUGCUCCUUCUGUUUAUAUGUAUCAACCACAAACUACCGAAAAUGAAUCAGCAAGUAAUACAAGUCGAGAUUUGAUUCAUUAUUAUUGUGGCCUCAGUUCGAAUGCUUCAUUAAAAUGGAAAAAAUAUUUCUUUGAAGUACAUCUAGGUUUCAACCACCACACAGUCCGCUGUUUUUUCUCGGAAUUGUUCCCAGCUGUUGCCAUCGUUACGUUCAACAUUUGUAUUCUAUAUAGCAUUUACCAAACAACCCGUCAAUUGAAACGAACAAAUGAACAUAAAAUGUCGAAGAAACGAAGAAAAGUGACGUCAUGGAUGAAUCUUGUCUUAAUUCUUCACUCUUGUCUUUUUCUUUUCUCACUUUUCUCGCAUAUUGCUGGACACAUUAUGACAGUUGAAGCACAUGAGACUUGGUGGGUUUUAUUAUCCGUUUUAGGCAAUUGUUCGUUGAAUUUCUACAUUUAUUGUUUAUCCGGAAGACAUUUUCGAUGGAAAACUGUUCGUUUAAUUAAAUUCUUCUUCUUUCGAAUCGUUUAUCAAAUUGAAAUCUGGGAACGACAAUGGAAAGAACGACAACGCAACUUCAGAUACCGUGAAAAUCAUCCAUUGAAAACUAGACUAAGAUUAAUUCCAAUGUAUUCGUCGUCUGCAUAA